Trypanosoma theileri is the source of this 2079-nucleotide messenger RNA. RefSeq lists its product as uncharacterized. Bases 1 to 2079 code for a protein of 692 amino acids. The transcript has a single exon. NCBI's taxonomy places the organism in Eukaryota, Euglenozoa, Kinetoplastea, Trypanosomatida, Trypanosomatidae. The record is from RefSeq and is a predicted model, not a curated record.
AUGUACCGUCGUCGACAAAAAACACAACGACGUCACUUUAUUAUGGUGUGCGUUGUUUUAGUGCUUCUCGUGUUUCUAUUAAACACUAUUCACAUUAUACAAAAAGGGACAACAACAACAACAUCUUCUUCUUCAGCAGCAGAGAAGAAGAAAACGAAAAUGAUGAUGAUGAUAUCAACACAAGAUAGUGAAGGAGAAAAACAAGAGACGGCCUUAAUAUCAACAUCGGCAACAUCAGGAAUAUCCUUUAAUCUCGUGGUUCCAUCGGAUGAGGCUAUUCGAGAUUUAUUUAAACAUAAUAUAUUACCCCUAUGUAGUGAUAAGUGGAUAAAGGAUACAACUCCUCCACUAACAAUGAAAGAAAGUAAUGAUACAAUUGCGAAGAAAUUACAAAAACGCCGUAUUGCACGUCUAUUAGAGAAAAACACAUCUCUUCAAACUUUUUCUUGGUGGUCUUAUGAUGAUGUUUUCCGAGAUACACUUCAUACAAAAUAUUAUGUAUAUGAUCCAUUGGAUCAAUGUGAUAUUCCUACGAUAUCACACCCAUGUGAUGCUAUUACUGUACCCUUCAAUACAUUACAGGAUAUGCAAUGUAUUCAAUUAACACAAUUGUUAUUACAGACAGCCUUCUCUUCAUAUCAUGAAAAAUGGGAAGAAAAAGAAAAAGAAGAGAAAGAAGAAAAAAAAAAAACGUUCGGAUGGCAUACAGUUAUUCCACUUCCAAAAGAGGCAGAACAAUGGGUUUCCUUUACUACUAAUACUAAUAGUAAUAAUGAUAAUAAGAGUUGUGAACUGAAGGUAUGGGUGAGAUUGGAUGUUUUGGUACCAAGCUAUGAUCAACGCACCAUUAAAUUUCAGGCAAAACUCUGUUUCUUCUGUGAACAACAACAACAAGAAGAAGAAGAAGAAAUACUUCCGGUGUGUCUCUCAACUAUAGUCUUUAUAAUAAAAGUACCUCAGCAACAAUUCCAAACAGAACCAUUUGCAGAAGUAGCGGCUUUUACAGUAGAUCGCACACUUGAUGUACGGCGAGUACCCGCAACUUUUCUUUUCCCUGUACCGUUAACAAUACUACAAGAAGCCGUGGUACGACGAUCACAACAAAAAAUUCAUAUGAUUCCUCUUCUUUCCCAUGGUGAAGGGAGAGAGACGUUUGAAAUGUGGUUGGAGAAUGAUUUCUUUUUAUUUGUAAAGAAACAUGUAAGACGAGGUAAAUCAAAUGUAAAGAAGAAACAGGGAGAAGAAGAUGAUGAUGAUGAUGAUGAAAUAUUCACACGACGGGGAGGUUUAGAGGUAUGGUGUAGUUUUCAAUUACGUGUAAAGGAAGUGAUACCACUUUUACGUAGUCCUCUCUCUGUACCGUAUAGUAAGAAAAAACCCGGUUGGCAUCGCUGGUUUAAUCCAAUCUAUGCAGAUAUGAUUAUCCCGCAUGGACCUCUUGCUGCCUUGUCAGAACAGGCCAUGUUGGACUAUAUUAUAGGUAAUAAUGAUCGAUCUCCUAAUAAAAACUCUUUUGUAGUGGGUGGAUCUCGCAGUUGCAAUAAUAAUAAAGAUAAUAAUAAUAAUAAUAAUAAUAAUAAUAAUAAUAAUAAUAAUAAUAAGGGUAGUGGUGGUAAUGGGAAUGGAACUGGUAACUGUAAAGAGGUGAAAAUGGAUGAAAAGAAGUGUCGUCCAUCUGGUAUGGUACCUACGAUUAUUCAUGUUGAUCAUGGAUUAGCGUUUCAAUGGAGUUCUGCGGCGUUAGUAAAUAAUCCACUCGCCAAACAAAAGGGAAAAGAAACAUUUUGUAUCUUUUAUAAACCUUUACUAUUUCGCUUAUGGGCUAUUGAAAAGGUACUUGUACAGCACUAUACAGAAAGCAAAUUACAGGUUUACUGGAGUGCAUGUGAAGAAGGAAUGCCAAAAUUAAUGCGAGAAAAAAUGUGGAAGACGUUUCUAAUGACAAACAUAUCAUCUCCUGUACGUCGGGCACUUGGUGAUGCUGCAUUUCGUGCAAGUGGAGUGCGUUUGGUACGUCUUCUUCAACGCGUUAAUGAAUGUCUUAAGGAAUAUUCCUUGGAUGUUGUUUUGAUACCGUAA